Molecule: messenger RNA, 2049 nt
Organism: Iphiclides podalirius (scarce swallowtail)
Lineage: Eukaryota; Metazoa; Arthropoda; Insecta; Lepidoptera; Papilionidae
Source: the annotation of a GenBank genome assembly
AUGUAUCGGGUGGUCCUUGACGAUGUGGACGCGACGCCCGACAACAUCGUCGAUCCGGAUUAUGUGACAAUGGACGAGGCAUACACUCACGCGGCGUUCGGGACGAAGGCCGGAGCGAGAAGCGACAUCGCCCUAAAAGCGGCCAAGUCGAAGACGACAGUCGAUAUGGCUAUGAAGGUGUACACAACGACAAUCUCCCUAGACGACAUACAUAUCGAUCACACAAAGAACACCGGCGAGGGAUUCACGUCAGACGAUUUCGACUUGGACAUAGCGCCGUCCGCUUUCUACAUGACGAAGACGACGCCAAUCAUGUCGUACCCGGAGCAGCUGUUCGUCGUGCUCAAAGAGACGGAGACGCGGUUCCUGUUCGAGUUGCCGCGGUGCUCGUACGAAAAGGGCACCCCGGAAGGGAACGCCGUCGAAGAGCAGAACAACUUCUACCAGUACAUAACGGUGGGGAAGGGGCGCAAUCGGAAGACGGUCACGGUCGAGACGCAGACGAAAGAGUGCGUCGCUCAGUCGCGGCACACGCUGGCGACGAGGCCGCAGAAGAAGAACGCCCCUGCGUUCGCGUCGCUGUGGGACAUGCACGAUACUUAUGCCAGACUCUCGGAGACAGUUCGGGAGGAGGAGCCGGACGAAAUGGUCAUGUACCAGUCGGUGGAGCCCAGGUUGCUGCGGAAGAAGAAACCAGCUGCGCGCGUCUCUGUCGCCAGGGGUAAGAGCUUUGAGGAAAUCUCCCGCACGCCGGAGUUUCUAGACGCCGUUCUCUUGACAGAGCGCGUUCUCGCGACAAUGCAAUUGGCCGACGCCCAGAAGAAGUUUCGCGGUCUCGUACGUUUCAAUCCGUUCUCAAUAGAUCUCGUGUAUGUUUACUCUUUGAAACCGCUUUGGACUCUCGAAUGCAACGAGACUGCUGGCCGACCAAUCACCGGUAUAUCGUUCAACCCAAAGAAUGAUGAUAUACUGGCUGUGGCACACGGAAAGUUCACCUACGCUGACACGUUCGACGGCUUAGUGACCAUUUGGUGCACGAAAAAUCCAUGCGUACCGGAAAGGUUGUACCAUUUCGACGAGCCGUUGACCGCCGUAGCGUUCUCGGACAAGAAUCCCAAUUGGCUGGCCUGCGGUUUUAAUAAUGGAGACGUGCUGAUAUUAGAUGUCACUUCGUACUCUGUAAGAACCAUGGCGCAGAGUAAGCGUGACACGAAUCCCUGUUUCGAGCCGAUUUGGCGUAUAAACUGGCGGGUAAUUGAUUCGAUCCACUAUGUAAUAACGACAUGCCAAGACGGGAGGAUCAAUCGAUUUAGGAGUACGAAAACGCACGACUUUAUUUGCUCGCCCAUGAUGCGUUUAUCGACGGUCGAGGGGAAAAUGAAAGGGUUGGAAACGGCCAAGCCCUGUCUCAAAGCUGACGUUCCCAUUGUGAGGCAACCCGCCGCGCUGUGCAUGAAGUGGCUCCCCAGGGUAGACCACUUGUACUUGGUUGGUACCGACGAGGGGUGCAUACACAAAUGUUCGACUCACUAUCUAAACCAACAUAUCGACGUUAUCCGAGCGCAUUCGGGGCCAGUUUACAGUAUGGAAUUUUCGCCGUUCAUGGACACGUUACUCCUAUCCUGCGGCGCCGACAACGCGAUUAGGCUGUGGCUCGAGGGCAUUGACGACGUCAUCAUGACGCUGAACUGCCACGCCGCGGUAUACGAUGCGGCCUUUUGCCCCGUGAACUCGACCGUGAUCAUAUCCGUCAGCGGCAACGUCCUCUCCAUUUGGGACCUGCGUCGCAAGAACCAUAUUCCGUGCGCCGAGUACACCUUCCCCGGGAAUGUGGUGCUAACGUUCGUGACAUUCUCCAAAUCGGGCGACAACGUGUACGUCGGCGACACGCUCGGCCGGGUACACACGUUCCACCUAGAGGACACGCCCAUACCACCGUUUUAUCAGCACCAAAUAUUGGACGAGGCGAUCAAGAAGGCGCUUUGCACGAGGCCUCAGCUGCUGAAGCAGUUGGAGAAAAUUGAGAAAUACAAGGAAAGACACACGAAG